Molecule: messenger RNA, 3599 nt
Organism: Cavia porcellus (domestic guinea pig)
Lineage: Eukaryota; Metazoa; Chordata; Mammalia; Rodentia; Caviidae
Gene: CUNH5orf63
Product: chromosome unknown C5orf63 homolog
Exons: 4
Coding region: 2793-3140 (115 amino acids)
Source: RefSeq, a predicted model, not a curated record
AUUUUAAUCUUUUUAUUAGUGCAUAUGAGUUUUACACAGUAAUGGGUUUUAUUUUGGUACUGUUAUUUGCAUAUAAACAGUGAUCAUUUCUGUCCUCGCAAGACCUCUUUUGCCCUUCCUCUCCCUGAUUCCUUUCCUUUUCUCUGUCACUUUUACACAUUUCUCAGUAAAUAUACUAUACUUAAGUGAUCAAAAAUAUGUAAAAAAGAAAUGUAGAGUAACAGUUGCGAAGAGAACAAGUUGUAUGUAGAAUGGUGGUAGCACCACUGAAAAUAUUAGUUAGCCCUAAGUUAGUUGAACAAAUAUUCUAGGAAAUCUGGAUUGAAUAGCAACUCUGUUUACUAUGACAGGCUUUAUUUGUCUUGGAUGCAACCAACACCACAUGCUGUUGUUCUGUCAUGUUGCAAAUACUGAAGCAGAUUUCCAUUGUGAAUGUGAGGGUUUUUUAAAGCCUUAACACCUCAGUUUCAACUCAGCUAAGUAAAAGCAGUAAGUUUUCUUUUCAUUCUCAGCCAGACAUCAAUAAAUCUUCAGUCGCUCCACCAAAAGCGUGUAGCUAUAGUUCACUGUGUUGUUACAGUUGUAGGUCACUACCACAGAUAGAAGGCCUGAUUUCUAAAGGCUGGAUUUCUGCCCUUAAUAAGGCCAAUUUUUAAGGGUUUUUUCUUCCAUGUACAGUACAAUUUCUUUGAACAACAUCCUAGGAUGGUGUGCCAGUAGCAUUACUUUCUGGGUGCAAUACCACAUAUCAUAUAGAAAUUUCUAUAUAUAUCAUAAAUAUGGUUAACAUUCUCCCUACCACAACCACCUUCCUUUUCAUGCUGUUUGGACAAAGCUGUGUUUAGAAGCUCCCACCAUGCUCACCUCUUGGAAUUUUCUUUGUUUUGUUUUGUUUUGUUGAUUCUGCUAAUUUUUACAGAAAAAUUUAGAUUCCAGGGUUUGACACGUAGUUGAGACUACCACAGAAUGUUGUGAAAUUGUUCAGGUCACUUCCUACCUUGGAGGAAGUUUGGAUAGCAGACCCUUGUAAAAUUCUUACCACAUUCCUUUUUACACGUUGUUAGGAUCAGUUAGAAGGGAUAUCUGAGUGGAAGCGGAAGAGUAAGGGCUUGAAAGUGAAGUGAAGAUCAUUGUUUUAAUGAUCAGUAGCAGAUCUUUUUGUUCUGUCGGCCCUACUGUAGUUUGAUACGGGUGGGUGGUUUUCUCUAAAGUCAAAUCAUUUUGUUUGAAAUGAGUUUAAAGCUAAUCUUGCAUGAGGAGCCUGGUUGCCAGUGAAGAUUAACAUUUAAUUAAUGUUGUCAUGCUCUGUGGAACACAGCAGGGAGAGGCAGCAUGGUGGCAGUGAAGAGGUUAAAACCAGCUACAGUGCCCCAACCCCAAAUCUUGUGGACACCCUAAGGAGCAUUAAGCAUAUAACCUUUACAUAGUGACUUUAUAAGCAUAUAACCUUUACAUAGUGACUUCUCUAUACACGAAUAAUUGAACAGGGUUAAAGGUGAAAUUUCAGAGGGUGGGAAAGGCUCACUGCAAUAUUUUUAACAUUCAAACAAGUAUUUAAACACUUACAAUAUGCCAGUUGUGAGUACUUAGAGAUAUAGGAGUGAACAAAUGCUUGCUAUUAUAGAAUUAACAUUAUAGUAGAAGGGACAUAAAUAAUGUUAGAUUGUAAAAGGCAAGAGAAGGCAGCAUGGUAAUGCGGUCACUAGGGCCUCUCCAUAAGAAGUGACAUGAAAUCCGGCCAAACGAGAAGCUACUUCCAUGCUUUUCAGGCAGAGGGAGAGGAAAUGAAGAUUCUGACAAAGAAAUGAUCUUCACAGACUAAAGAGAGAAUAUUCUGCAGCUGAAAUUUGCCAAAGUAAGGGAGAGAAAAGUGAUAAAUAAAGUUUGAGAGUGAGAGUAAAGCAAAGUGAAGAAAUCUUGAUCCCAGGAAUGAGUUCAUUUUAGGAAUAUUGAUAAAUGAUAGAGCCAACAGUGCACAUGUUUUUCAAAAUGAAGUUAUAAUAUUUGUAGUUUUAAAAACAAAGCUAGAGGCUCAGAAGAAUAGGUGGGAAUAAUAGGGUGUCUUGUGUCAAACACAGUAACAGGAUGAGGGAGCUUCAGUAGCAGCAUGUUUGACAUGCUGCUGUUAAGCUGUUCUCACUGGAAUUUCUCCACUAGAAACAUUAGUACAUUUAUGUAUGAAGUUCUUGAAAGGUAUGGCAGUCUCCUUUUAAAAUACUUCUUUAGGAAUUGAGCAGAGGUAUUUGUAUCUGACAAGUUAACUUGAUUCACCACCACUGUACUUCCUCUAACUAUAGCAUAGUAUUUUCCCAUCUCUUACAGUAGAAGAGUAGUAGAUCUCAUAAGAGAUAACCUGUACAUUCAGUUGGGGACUUUUGCCAUUUAAUUAUUUACUGUGAUGAUUGUGACUAGAUAGAUGUCUUUGAGUGUUUGCCAGUAAGAUAAACCUUCACUUUUGUCAUCAUCAGGAUACUGCAAGAGAAAUUUAGUUUUUGCUAUGGCUUAUGCAGUCAUUGGUAGGACUUUUUCAGAAGUGUCUUGAUAUAGAAUGUGUGACACUGGAAUUGAUUGAUGGUACAAAAUCAAAGGCACUAGGAUUAAGGAUAAGAGUGCUCGCCACCCUAAGUAGCCUGGCUAAAAUAUAAGGGAUAAAAAGAACUGUGGUCAUUCCUUGCUUGCUUUGCUAUCCUUUUCCUGCUGUGAACAGUUUGUUCUCUGCAGUGCCCCUCUGCCACGCCACCCUGCCCUGGAGCCAGCUGACUAUGAAUUGAAACCUCUACAAACUAAUUAAGAUGCUCCGGUUUCAAGGAAAUAGCAUGCAGCUUGCCAAAUCCUCCUUUGGACUCUUCUUGAGAAAUCUCUCUGUGUCUAAGACAGCUCUUCCUGUGCUGACCUUGUUCACAAAGGAUCCAUGCCCGCUUUGUGAUGAAGCUAAAGAACUACUCAAGCCUUAUAAAAACAGGUUUGUUUUACAGGAGGUGGACAUCACCCUUCCAGAAAACUCUGCUUGGUAUGAGAGGUAUCAAUUUGACAUUCCUGUCUUUCAUUUGAAUGGCCAGUUUCUCAUGAUGCAUCGAGUAAACAUCUCAAAACUUGAGAAACACCUCCUGAAACUUGAGCAGCAGGGUGCUGAAUGUUGACUCAUGCCUUCACGGUUUUCCACCCACUCUGUCCAUGAGGCACCUCCUGAAGAAAUGACCACGGCCUCCUACUCCUUUUGGCAGCUUCACAGAGCCCUGAGAAGUUCUCAACUCGGGGACACCACACAAAUACUGCCAUUCCUCUUCUGAUUAUUGGAAGUACCAUGUGGGAAUUGUGUGUUUAUGGGCCUUUUGUACAAUAUGACUGUCUUGGCAGAGAGGACGGUGACAGAGGGAGGGCAAAACCCAUUUAGUUAUGUUUCGCCUUUGUGUUAAUAUGGAAGCACCUCUCAUGAACAGGACAGUACUGUUCAUAGGAAGAAGGCUGUCCACACUCUCCUGAUGCCAUGGAGGGCUUAGCUUUUUAAUGAAAGAGUAACUGCUCUUCCACUCCAUAGAUAAAGUGAAACGUGAAAUGUUAAUAGCUGUACACAGUCAAUAAAGGAAUGUUUUAACGAA